ACAUGGCACACCACUAGCACCCGUCACUUGUCUAUAAAAAGAAAGCGAAACCUUUCUACUGUGACUACACCAUUUGCGUAUCUCCAGCAAAGGCAUGGCUCUGAAGAUUGCCUCUCUAGUGUCAUAUAGCAGCUCUCUCCGCUGCGCUGCUGGGUCUCCGCUCCGGGCUUGGGCUGCCUCCAGAACCGGUGUCAAGUUCAUGCACAGUUUAACUUCGGGAGCCUCCUGUCAGCUCAGAGGAAAUCCAGCACCACGUCCCAUCUGCUGCUCUUUAUAUCGAGAGUCUGCGCCGAAGUUUUCUACAACACCUGCCUUUUGGAAGUCAAGCCAGACAGGAGGGCUCUCAUCGCCCCGCGGCAGGGGGCACUGGCUGGGCACAGUUGCCCUUGGCACUGCUCUGGGAGUCAGCUCUGCAGCUCUGAUCCAGUCACUCCACACAGGGACGUUUGCUGCCAUGCCCCUGAAAGUUAACUUGAACUCUGCUGAAGGGGAUUGGAAAGAAACCAAGGAUUUCCUGCUGUCAUUGAAGGAUAAACGUCCAUAUUAUCGGACCUCCAAGUUUGUGCCGCUGGAGGACAUCCCAUUGUGGACUCCUUCUGGAGGUGCAGAGCAGAGUAAAUACCCACGGAACCCAAAGUUAGAUCAGAAAAUUUCGGUUUUCAGUGGAGACAUCACUGCUCUGGAGAUUGAUGCUGUUGUUAAUGCAGCCAACAACUCUCUACUUGGAGGAGGAGGAGUGGACGGAGCCAUCCAUCGAGCCGCUGGUCCCUUGCUGAAGAAAGAGUGUGCCUCUCUGAAUGGCUGUGAGACCGGACAAGCCAAGAUUACCUGUGCGUACGGCCUCCCUGCCAAGUAUGUGAUCCAUACAGUGGGGCCGAUUGCACAAGGGCAAGUGGGAGAAGCUGAGAAGAGGGCUCUCAGGUCCUGCUACAAGAACAGCCUGCAGACAGCCACAGAUUGGGGGGCGCGAUCAGUGGCUUUCCCUUGCAUCUCAACAGGAAUCUACGGAUAUCCACCGGAGCAGGCCGUGCACGAGGCAUUAGCCACUGUGAGGGAUUUUCUGGAUGAGCACCAUGAAAAGAUGGACAGAGUCAUCUUCUGUGUCUUCCUACCGACAGAUAAGGACUUGUACCUGCACAAUCUCCCGCUGUACUUCCCCGCUGAUGCUGUUGUCAGGAGUAAACUGUGAGUGGAGUGGUUUUGUCAGGUUUGGUUGCUGUGGAUACACAACUCUAGCUCUCCCUCCUGUCUCCCUUCAUUGUUGACGCAGAUCACAGCCCCUCUGAAGCAGGAAAAUAAGUCCACAAAAGAGGCUUUAUAUGGUCAUUCUGCAGAUGUUUAUACAUUUUUAUUGUUUUUUUGUUAAUGACUGAAGAUGUAAGAGCUGUAUUGAUGUCUGAGAAUCUGUAUCUCUGAUGAAGUUCCAAAUAGAGAAUUGUCUAAAUUUAAAUUAUUGCCCCUUUAACCCUAACUGACAUAAAUUCAAAAUAUAUAUAUAAAUAUAUAUAUUCAGAUUUUCACUCCACAUUGCUUAUUUUUUACAGUUUGGUUUCUGUCACAGCAAAUGCUUCACCAAAUGAUUUUGCUUGCAGAGAUGGUGUUUGUGUGUUCUAAAACCUUUGACUGAUCUAAGUAAACAUUAGCGUAGUGUCUCCUGUUUGUCUCCAGUCAGCCAUUGUUUUAUCUUCCACCUGGCCUCUACAGCUGUUUAUAUUGUUCAUACAUGUCCCAUGCCUGUCCUGCCCACCUGGCACAGGGACAUGUUCUGCCCAGACAACAUGUAGCCGCUUCAGCUGCUACCUUUCCCUCCAUAGACUCUUUAUUGUGCUGCUCUCUCCAGUCUGCGCCAAGCCCAUCUCCUUCUGCACCUGAUUCUUUUUGCAAACUCAUUGCAACAUGCCAGAAUCAGACUGGUGGUGGAGACUAAUCGGUCUGAAAAGCCCUUAACUUGUAAUCGUGUGUCAUUACUGUUUAGCUUUUGUGUUAACCUCGAGGCAACCAGUGAAUAAUGUGUCUUGUGUGAGAGAUGUGAAUAUUGAGAUUCUUGUGUGCAUGCAAGAGGCGAUGACAAAAGCUUAUUAAAACUAAUCACACUCGGGCGUGUGGUGUGUAUGAAUUGAUUAUUUCUGUGGCUGCGAAACGAGACGGUGAGCAUGCUGCCCCGGGGGACCACUCCACAUGAAUAUUUGCCUCUUGCCUGUGUAUUUAUGUAAAGGAGAGGCAAUAAGAGACACAUUGUAACCAGAGGUAGCACAACUCUGUCAGUGUUUUAUUUGAAAUAUGAUUGCACCUGUUCAAAAUAUCCCCCUCUUUAUUUGCCUGUGCAUCUUCCUGUCAGGGCUCACCAUAUGGCUCAUAGCAGCGUGUCUGUAUGGGACUUUAAUUGUUUGUAGACGUCACGUGGCGGGGAGCAGAGCACACAUGUGGCUAUGCACAAAUCCAAAUGAUUGUGUUUAGCGAGGCACCGUCCCGCCCAGUGACUUUCAUCUGCCAACAACGAUCUUUAUUGAUUCUGGACAAUCUGCUGUGUUAGAAGAAGGAGGAGCUGGACGACUGGAAAAACAAGAAAGAAUAUUGAGAGAAAAGACCCUCUUUUCUAUAAAAGUAUCUUCUGCCACAAAGGCUCUUUCCUCUCCUGAGCUCUUUGAUUCCCUGCGUGUCUGGGCCUCACUUCCUCGCUCUCCGGGAUGUGAAAAAAGUAAACAGAUGGUAGACUGAGAUAGAGGAAAGAUGUUCAAACUGAGAGAGUGAAAGGGAGAGGAUAGUGAAAGGAUAAAUCUAGCCACAAGAGGUAACAAGCCAGUCCCAAACCUGGAUAAUAUAAAGACUCCUUAGAGAAAAGCCCCUAAAACUGAUGAUUGAUUGGUUUAAUUAAUCACCGGCUGUUCUGCACAUAUUGAUUAGUAGCUCUGUUAUUUUCUAUGCUUUUUCUAUUACUAGACAUAAGAAGUGUGAUUGAUGAACAAGUGUUUGAUUUUCAUAAAAAGGUUGUUGGCGAGUAAUUAUAGGGUAGACUUCAAACCCUGGUUGAUACAGUUUCUGUCACAUCAAAAAUCCAGACAUACGGGGUCAUUAGUGUACUCUUUGAGUCAGUGCCAAACCUGGAUAGAAUUUUUUUUUUCUGCCUGUUAGUUUACACUGAGUUACAAAGGUUAAUUAAUUUGUAUGAAUCUGUAGUAAUAGGUUAACAAUGAAUGUCCAGUUCAAAAUCCAAUCAGCACGCAAGGCCAUGCCCUGUAAGCAGAUGAUUUGAGAAGCCACCUCAAAGACAUAGGAGGGAACAAAAAGAUGGAGGGGGUUGCAAAGGCUGAUAAGUUAAUUUAAAGGCACAACGCUUUUUAAAAAAUAGGCAGCAGACUGUGAAGACUUUCUCCAACCAGUCACUUUUCAGAGUAAUGAGAGGAGAGACAAGGAACGAAAAGACAAGACUCAUUAUCCUACCAGCAAUUUUCAUCACUGUCCCGUCAGCACCCCCCCUCCCCAAAGCAACCACGCCCCCAGCACCACUGAUUUAGAUUCCUCUUUGUUUGAGACAUGACAGUAGAAGUCCAAUUAUGCAACCUGUUUAAUGUAAAGCUGAUCGCCUACUAUCAUCCUGAACUGAUAGUAAUAUCUACAAUUGAAGUUGAAUUUUGGGCAGUGGAAUAACCAACUUUUGUAUGUUAUAUUUGAAGGAGAACAAAGCGGUGUGCUUGGGUCCUGUCUGGACUGUAGUGUGUGUUUGAUCAUGAUUUUAGCCCAAUUACUGCUGUUGUCUGUUCCAUCCACUGCCAUCUAACAGGUUACUGCCUCGUCAACAUUUUCCCUGGCACUUCAACAUUUGUGUUUCUAUUUCACUUGUUCUUUCAGCAAGAAAAACUAAAUCUACUUGCUAUUUGUAUUUUUUGGCCUUAACACUGUGUCAUUAAAUGAAAGCAUUUUUA
Molecule: messenger RNA, 3923 nt
Organism: Boleophthalmus pectinirostris (great blue-spotted mudskipper)
Lineage: Eukaryota; Metazoa; Chordata; Actinopteri; Gobiiformes; Gobiidae
Gene: macrod1
Product: mono-ADP ribosylhydrolase 1
Exons: 10
Coding region: 95-1189 (364 amino acids)
Biological process (GO): DNA damage response; purine nucleoside metabolic process; peptidyl-glutamate ADP-deribosylation
Cellular component (GO): nucleoplasm
Molecular function (GO): ADP-ribosylglutamate-[protein] hydrolase activity
Source: RefSeq, a predicted model, not a curated record